AUGAAGCUCGAGCUGCUCGUGUUAUCUAUGUUGAUAGUGAUAAGUGCAGCGCGACUCAGGCUCAAACCAAGCCCCCGGAGAGACAUCACAUUUCCCCGGCUCGUUGAACGGCCCGACAUCGACGAGCAAGAGCCAAGUGUCGUGGGGAAGCCAGAAGUUGAGGAAAAACGGCCCAUGCAGAUCGACCCACAGCCUGACCCAGCCGAUAGCAAUGCGGCCAAGCUGCGCCUGAGUGAAAUGCGCCGGAAAAAGGUGAAGAAGGUGUCAGCCACUAGGGAAAACGAAACGACCCGGGUCACGAACAGCAGCAGCAGCAUGGAGCGCAAGCUGCACACGAAAAUCGUCCAUGUUCCGGAGCCAUUCGUCGUACACGUGGAAAAGCCGUACCCGGUGUACAUUGAAAAACCGAUUAUCGUGGAGAAGCACAUCCCGAUAAAAUUGUACAUCACGAAGAAAGAGUCUAAACAUCGUUAA
Anopheles coustani is the source of this 474-nucleotide messenger RNA. RefSeq lists its product as uncharacterized. Bases 1 to 474 code for a protein of 157 amino acids. The transcript is spliced from 2 exons. The record is from RefSeq and is a predicted model, not a curated record. NCBI's taxonomy places the organism in Eukaryota, Metazoa, Arthropoda, Insecta, Diptera, Culicidae.